AUGUCAACACAUGCAACUCACAUCCCCGUUCUCGACCAUGCACGCCUGCAGGGAGACAGAGACACAAGAUCGGGCCCGGGUUGGUGGAAUGUACGACCGCAACAGCCAGAUUCCUUUGCGGCUCUGCGCUGCCCAACACUCGAAGACAAGCCCGCCUUCCAUGGUUACUGGUGGAGUCCGGUUGCCUAG
Molecule: messenger RNA, 189 nt
Organism: Colletotrichum aenigma
Lineage: Eukaryota; Fungi; Ascomycota; Sordariomycetes; Glomerellales; Glomerellaceae
Exons: 2
Coding region: 1-189 (62 amino acids)
Source: RefSeq, a predicted model, not a curated record